GAGAGAGAGUGAGCGAGAGCGGUGGAGGGAGGAAGACUGAAGAUAAGUCAAUCAGUUUCCGAAAAAGGGCGUCCUCCUCCUCCUCCACCACCACCUCCACCUCCUCCUCAUGUUUGUCUCUCCGGAGGAAGGGGCGGUCUCAGCGCCGCAGCAGAUCCGGAAUUAGCCCGUGUCCGCUCGGCUCCGCUCGGUCCGUCGCUCGGUCGGUCGGUCGGUUCGGUUCCAGCCGAGACAGAAACCGAAGCUCCAACCAGCCAGAAAGAAGAAAAAAGAAGAAGGAGAAGCAGAGAAAGACGGGGGGAGGGACGAGCCGAGUGGGGCAGCAGAGAGGAAUAAACAGAGAAGAAGAGAGAAAAGUCCGGGCAGAAGGAGGAGAAGAUGCCGCUGGCUCAGCUGGCGGAUCCCUGGCAGAAGAUGCCUGUAGGGGGGACGGCCGGAGAGGAUGCACACCAGGACCCGGAGGACUCGGUGGGCGACGACGACUCCAUGCCCGGCUGCACCGAUGACGUGCCAAUCAAAGAGAUCAGCAUCACCCACCACGUGAAGGAGGGAUCGGAAAAGGCCGACCCGCGACAGUUCGAGCUCCGCAAAGUUCUGGGACAAGGAUCCUUCGGCAAGGUGUUUCUGGUGAGGAAGAUCACCGGACCGGAUGCUGGUCAGCUGUACGCCAUGAAGGUCCUGAAGAAAGCCACGCUGAAAGUCCGAGACCGGGUCAGGACGAAGAUGGAGAGAGACAUCCUGGUGGAGGUCAACCAUCCCUUCAUCGUCAAGCUGCACUACGCGUUUCAGACGGAGGGGAAGCUCUACCUGAUCCUGGACUUCCUCCGAGGAGGAGAUCUCUUCACUCGCCUCUCCAAGGAGGUGAUGUUCACGGAGGAGGACGUGAAGUUCUACCUGGCAGAGCUCGCCUUGGCCCUCGACCACCUUCACGGCCUCGGCAUCAUUUACAGAGACCUGAAGCCUGAGAACAUCCUUCUCGACGAGCAGGGACACAUCAAGCUGACUGACUUCGGCCUCAGCAAGGAGUCGAUCGACCACGAGAACAAGGCCUACUCGUUUUGCGGGACGGUGGAGUACAUGGCUCCAGAGGUGGUGAACCGGCGAGGACACACCCACAGCGCCGACUGGUGGUCGUACGGCGUCCUGAUGUUCGAGAUGCUGACGGGAACGCUGCCGUUUCAAGGCAAAGACCGGAAAGAGACGAUGACCAUGAUCCUCAAAGCCAAGCUGGGAAUGCCGCAGUUUCUGAGUUCGGAAGCUCAGAGUCUCCUCAGGAACCUUUUCAAACGCAACCCUGCCAACAGAUUAGGAGCCGGACCAGAUGGAGUGGAGGAGAUCAAGAGGCAUCACUUCUUCAGCACCAUAGACUGGAAUAAACUUUACCGCCGUGAGAUCCACCCUCCCUUCAAGCCGGCUGCAGGACGACCUGACGACACUUUCUAUUUCGAUCCGGAGUUCACGGCCAAAACGCCCAGAGACUCGCCGGGGGUCCCUCCGAGUGCCAACGCCCAUCAGCUGUUCAGAGGAUUCAGCUUUGUGGCCAUAACAGAGGAGGAAACACAACCACUACCUAACGCUAUAGUACAGCAACUUCACAGAAGCACGUCUCAGUUCUCAGACGCCUACGAGAUCAAAGAGGACAUCGGAGUCGGAUCGUACUCCAUCUGCAAGCGCUGCAUACAUAAAGGCACGGGGAUGGAGUACGCAGUCAAAAUCAUCAGUAAGGCCAAGAGAGACCCGACGGAGGAGGUGGAGAUCCUGCUGAGAUACGGACAGCAUCCCAACAUCAUCACCCUCAAGGAUGUGUACGAUGACGGCCGCUCGGUGUUCCUGGUGACGGAGCUCAUGAAGGGCGGCGAGCUGCUCGACAAAAUCCUCCGACAGAAGUUUUUCUCAGAGCGAGAGGCGAGCGCCGUCCUCUACACCAUCACCAAGACCCUGGAGUACCUGCAUGUGCAAGGGGUGGUUCACAGAGACCUGAAGCCCAGCAACAUCCUGUACGUGGACGAGAGCGGGAACGCCGAGUCCAUCCGGAUCUGCGACUUCGGUUUCGCCAAACAGCUGCGAGCGGAGAACGGGCUGCUCAUGACGCCGUGCUACACCGCCAACUUCGUCGCCCCCGAGGUGCUGAAGAAGCAGGGCUACGAUGCCGCCUGUGACAUCUGGAGUCUGGGAGUUCUGCUCUACACCAUGCUAACGGGUUUCACUCCUUUCGCUAACGGACCAGAGGACACGCCGGAGGAGAUUCUGGCUCGGAUCGGCAGCGGGAAGUUUUCCCUCAGUGGAGGAUACUGGAACUCUGUGUCUGCUGAAGCAAAGGACCUGGUCUCCAAGAUGCUCCAUGUGGACCCCCACCAGCGUCUGACAGCCGGUCAGGUCCUCCGACACCCCUGGGUGACGCACCGAGACCAGCUGCCCAAAUACACCCUGAACAGACAGGACGCUCCUCACCUGGUUAAGGGGGCGAUGGCGGCCACCUACUCGGCCCUGAACAGGAACGUCCCUCCGGUCCUGGAGCCGGUGGGCUGUUCCACUCUGGCCCAGAGGCGGGGGGUGAAGAAGAUCACCUCCACCGCCCUGUGACCUCCUCUUCCUCUUCCUGUCAACUCUGACCUCGAUCUGACCUCCAGCCGGACCGCCUUCCUCCCCUCGCCGCCUCCUCGGUCCGGCCGGACAGACUACUGAUGGACCUGGGAACCGCUAACGCCAAAUAGGAGACCGCCCCGCCGCCACUCCCUCCUGCCCCGCCCCCUCCGCCUCAACGGGCUCCUCUGAUUGGCUGCCGCCUCGCUGUAGAGUUCGGACUUGAGGCCGCGAUUAAAGGAAGUCCAUCCCGUUUUUUUUCUGCUUGGGACAAUCAGCGCCGCCUCGGACUGAGCGGCGUCAGGAAAAUAAAAGCACUGUAUUUAUUGACUGCGGACCGUAACCAUAGGAACAAAGGUAUGCAUCUAAAGGUCGGUCCGCCAUUUUAACCUCAAGUAGCCUCCGAGACGACGGCGUCUGCAGACAAGGACAGAAGGUCUGAAACAAGCCUCCCAACGUCUGAAUUAGAAAAACCCAGAGAGCAGAAAAAGUAAAAUCAGGAGCAGACGUCCCGUAUUUUAUUAUUCAAGAACAAAACGGUUAAAUUAAGGUUCAAAACAAACAUCUGGAGGUUUUCUGUUUUCUGUCUGUCAACAAAUCGCACAAAAAUACUGAAAUCUGCGUCUUGUUAGUGCAUAAAUUCUAUGAGUCAAACAUCUGGAAGAAAGCUGUAGUUCUUCAGUAUAAUUUUUUAGCGGACUACACCGAGUUAAAACGGACUACAGUGAGGUAAAAUAGCUGCAUACUGAGGUAAAAUGACUCAGCAGUGAGGAAAAACAGGUCAAACAUCUGGAAACAUCUGCAGUUUCUGAUCAGAUUUUUCCAGCAUCACAUUCAUCCACAUUUUCUGUUGUCGUGAGUUUUCAUUUCAGCAGUUUGUGGCGAUUUUACUUUACUUUUAUUUUAAUUUUAUGAUUUUUUUUUAAGCUCUGUUGCUCAAAAUAAUCUGAAAAACGCAAAUGAUUCACUCUGUUUAGUUUCUGCUCCUGUGAUCUGUUGACAGUCAGAAAGCCGCUAAAUAUUUCCUGAUUUACGCUUUAAAUAACAAAUAACGAGACAUAAGUCGUCAUUUUCUGCCUCAGCGACGUUUAAAGCUGCACAAGUUAACCUCUGCUGCCUCCUGGUGGCUGAAUGUAGACCGACAUCCUGAAAUUCUGCAGCUCUCCUCUGAUUUAAAACUCUUUGCUGCUCUUUGUUUGAAUGCUUCAUGUGAGGAUUUAUGCAAAAAACAAGAGAAAGUAAAGCAGUGGAUGCAAAAAUGUCAAAGAUUUCAGCAGAAUUUAGAUGUUUUAGCUCUGCUGUUGAGCCAAAAAUGUAAAAUAUCGAAAUAUUCUGCUUUGAAAAAUCUGAAUUUGAGGGAAUCCAAGAUGUUUUGUUACGUUUUGGACAGUUUGAGCCCCUAAAACAAACUUAAAAUGAAACUUUUUUUUAACUAAAUUUAAAUUUUGUGGAAUUAGCAGCUCAAAAUUAUAAAAUAUUUACUUUAAUAUGACAUCAGACAAUAAAUUUUUUAGAUAAUAUUUGUCAUUUUUACUUCAAAUUCACAUUAAAAUAGUAAAUAGCUUUAAAACUACUUAAGAAUGGUAAAUAUUCAUAUUUUUAAAAGGAGUAUUUCUCAUUUAUGCCCAUAAACACCCUAAAAAAUGAUAAAUAUUCACAUUUUUAAAGGAAAAUAGUUGUCAUUUUUGCUUGGAAACAACUUAAAAAUAGUAAAUAUUCACAUUUUAAACAAGAAUUUUUGUUGUUUCUGCCUAAAAACAAUAUUUACAACAGUAAAUAUUCUCAUUUAUAUCUGAAUAUUUGUCAUUUUUGCUGAUAAACUGCAUAAAAAUGGUAAAUAUUCACAUUUUGAAAGAGAAUGUUUGUCUUUUUGUUUGUAAAGGACUUAAAAAGUGAACGUUUGCUUAAAAACAAUGCAAAAAUAGGAAAUAUUCACAUUUAUUAAGAGAAUAUUUGUUAUUUCUGUCCAUAAACAACCUGAAAAUUGUGAAUAUUCACACUUUGAAAGAGAUUAUUUGCUUUGAAGCAGCUCUAAAAAUGGUAAAUAUUCACAUUUGUAUUUGAAAAUUUCUCAUUUUGCUUUAAAUCAGCAUUAAAGUGGUGAAUAUUCACAUUUUCAAUGAGAAUGUUUGUCUUUUUUUGCUCGUAAACGACUCAAAAAUGAUGAUUUUUACAUUUUAAAGUGAAUAUUUUCUUAAAAACGAUUUAAAAAUGGGACAAAUUCACAUUUUCAACAAGAAUAUUUGCUUUAAAACAACUCAAAAUUGGUAAAAAUUAACAUUUGAGAGUUUUUUUUUUGGCUUUUUAAAUGUUUUUUCAAUUAGUUUACUAUCAGAUAAAGUUUCUGUCGUCACACCUCUAAUAAAAUCAUCAGAAUUCAGAGAUGAGGCUCCAGGAUGAAGCUGGUUUUUAAAGUUUAGCAGAAAUCUUGUGCAGCUUUAAGUAAAUCAAGGCUCUAAAAGCAGCUUCAGCUCCACUUUAUUCUUCUUUGUUUCCUCCAUAAUAUAAGGGAACGGUGUUUUUAUCCAGAAAUAAGGCUGAAGUAGUAAUAAAAAGGCUUUCCUGCUUCCACAAACAACCACUGGAUCGUCCUCUGACCGUCUGCAGGAGCCGACGGAUCGCAGAAAUGUAAAUAUACGAAACACGCCGAGCAACUCAGGUUUCUACGAAUCAAGGCGAUGCGUUUUGUUUUUUUAAUGUUAGUGAGGGAACAAGGAGGAAACAACAAGCACACAAACAACCGGAGGCGACGGAAAGAGAGAAACACGGAUCUGUUUGGUCUUUACGGGCUUUUAUUUUGAAAUUUAGUCUUAAACUUCCCACCUUUUCUCUCAAACACACGUCUGGUUUUGGGAUCAGUCGAGCUUCUGUCAGCAAACAAACCCUUUAAAAAGCAUGAAUCUAACAACAUUCCAGCCUGAAAUCCAGCUUCAGCAGCGAGUUGGAGGAAAAUAAAGGUGUAGUUCACCCAAAACAAACAGGAGACGAUCUGAGCAGCUUUAAACUGUCUGUUUCCUGCACACAUUUAUGCAAAAAUGACCAAAAUAAUCCGUUUUCAGCUUCUCAGAUGUAAAGAUUUUCAGCUUUUCUCUGCUUCAUAUCACAUUAAAGGGAGGAUUUUUAGAGUUCUGGCUGCUGGUGGAGCAAAAAUAAUCCGUUCAUCUGGAGAAAAAUGAGCUUUUACAGCUUCAACACACUGGUUUUAGUCUCUCACCUCCAUCAUGGCUUCUGUGUGGAUUCAGUUUGUUAGCUGAGAGUCUGCUGCAGAAAUAUGAGAAAUAAAACAAACGUGACGAGUCCUGAAGCGUCUCAGAAAGAGCAGAAAGCAAACAGUGGAGGCUGAUUUCUGCCACUUAAAGAAGAAAUGAAGAAGAAAAAUCUAAAUUAUGGGAGGAAAAGUCAAAAUUACGAGAUGAAAAGUUGAAAAGUCUGAGAUAAAAAGUCAAAGCUGAGACAAAAUAUGAAAAUUAUGAGAUGAAAAGUCAAAUAUGUGAGAAAAAGUUACAUUUUUAAAAUGAAAGAUAAAAUUUCAAGAAAAUGUCGGAAUUAUCGGAUGAAAAGUAAUUUUUUGACAACAAGGCAAAUGUUUGACAUAAAAAGUCAAAUAAAGAUGAAUAAAUGGAGAUAAAUAUUUCUGUAGUAGAGAUAAAUGUCAUGAGAUUGAAGGAUUGUUAAACUUUUUAUGAGCAUUUUGACUUUUUGUCUCAUGUUUUUGGGCUUUUUUAAAUUAAAUUUUGACUUUUAUUUGAUUAUUUUCACUCUUUAGUGAAUAUUUCUGAAAUCUUUCCUUCAUAUUUGAUCUUUUUCUGGCAGAUCUGUUUCCACAGAAGCAGAAAAAUACUUUUAAAGAAAAUCAAACGUCCGUCUUCGUGUCCUUCAAAAUAAAAGCCUGGUGGACUGAACUUCCUGUGCGGUCGUCUCCACUCUAAAGGGAUGAAUGCAGGUUUUCUUUGUGUUUUCUAUCUAAUUAUGGAUCAUGAAGUGUAGAUCUCGUCUCCGUGUACAGCUCUGGGAAAAACACUCAAAGAAAAUGGUUUUUUUUCUGUAAUUAUGAAAAGCUUUUUUCUCUUCUUUCUUCUCCUCUUCCUCUUCCGUCGGAGAUGCUGCUGCUACGCCGACUCUCUGUUUUUGUACCUGCAGAGUUGGACUUUCUAUUAAAAACAAUAAAAUUAAUAAUCAGCUGGUUGGA
Molecule: messenger RNA, 6772 nt
Organism: Acanthochromis polyacanthus (spiny chromis)
Lineage: Eukaryota; Metazoa; Chordata; Actinopteri; Pomacentridae
Gene: rps6ka3b
Product: ribosomal protein S6 kinase, polypeptide 3b
Exons: 22
Coding region: 379-2583 (734 amino acids)
Biological process (GO): intracellular signal transduction; protein phosphorylation
Molecular function (GO): ribosomal protein S6 kinase activity; magnesium ion binding; ATP binding
Source: RefSeq, a predicted model, not a curated record